AUUCAGUAUUAAGUGCAGAUUACGAACGAGUGUCAGGAGUGAAACGCUCUUCUACAGUCUUCCUGGGCUUCUGAAACUAGCCAGUUUGAAAUCUGUUUUUUCUAUUUGUGGUAUAGCACUAGGAUUCCAGUCACCAGGCUGGUUAAAGAAGUUAUAUCACAGAUUUGUGUUAAGUGAGGGUUGGAGAUAAGAGGGAAGAAGUGAACAGUAUUGUAAAAAUAAACCUCAGAAAACGGCUUCGUCGACCGCCUUUCAGUCAUCUUAUGAGAGAGCUGGAUUGUUUUCCUUUAAGGAGAUUCUUGUAUCAUCUUAGUGAAUGAGAUUCCAAAUUCCAAGAGCUAGGUGCUCUCGUAACUUGGGAUAUUCCCAGGGCUGUAACAUCUCCAUUCGGCUGGUUCAGAGCCCAGCAAGAGGUUUCUGCUUGUACAAGUCCAAUUGGAGGCUUUCUCUGAACGGGGAACCACCUUGGGCUGCUAGUGAUUCCUGCUUCAGCUCCUGUUAGGUUCUUUUGACUAUUUAUAACAAACUGCCCAACACUGAACUAAGGCUGCCUCUUCACUUGUUCCAACAAGCCUUUCUUAGUAUCUUUGACAUAUUCUAUAACUGUCAACCCCAAACAUCAUAGAUCUGUUACUGACUUCACUAACAUUUGUAAUCUUUUAAACAACCAAGAUGAAGCUUACAAAUCUUGACAAGGAAAUUCACGUACUGGACUCUGAAACUGAUUCCUGGAAAGUUGUGCGUGAUAUUGCUGAAUCUGGAGUUCAGGAAGAAGCUUUCUAUGUUUGUGACAUUGGAGACAUUGUGCACAAACACAGGGAAUGGAAACUGAAGAUGCCACGUGUUGAACCACACUAUGCUGUGAAGUGUAAUGACUCCUUGGCUGUUCUGGAAGUUCUGGCUGCACUAGGCACUGGCUUUGACUGUGCCUCUAAGGGAGAAAUUAAGAAGAUCUUGGAGCUAGGGGUGGAUCCCAGACGUAUCAUCUUUGCCAAUCCUGCCAAACCAGCCUCUCAUAUCCGUUAUGCAGCUACCCUUGGAGUUGAUAUCAUGACCUUCGACAAUGAAUGUGAGCUGCACAAGAUUAAGAACUUGUUCCCUACUGCAAAAUUAGUGAUUCGUAUACGUUCUGAUGCUGCCAUAGCCCAAUGUCAGCUGGGAAUGAAGUUUGGUUGUGAUGCAGUGACUGAGGCACCUCAUUUGCUAAAAGUUGCUCAGUCUCUUGGGCUUGAUAUUGUGGGUGUCAGUUUUCAUGUUGGAUCUGGCUGUGGUGAUCCAGCAGCUUUUUACCAGGCCAUAUCAUCAGCUAAAAUGGUGUUUGACAUUGGGACAACCUUAGGGUAUAACUUUGACCUCUUAGACAUUGGUGGUGGCUACCCUGGUAAUAAGGGCACAUCCAUUGAUGAGAUUGCUGAGGUGGUGAACUCUGCAUUGGAUGAGUAUUUUCCUAAUCCAGAACUGGUGCGAGUUAUUUCUGAGCCAGGACGCUUCUUUGUAGCGUCAGCCUUUAUACUCGCUACUAAUAUUCACUCCAAGAGGGAGGUCCCCAGUGGUGAGGAAGUGGCUCACAUCAUGUACUACAUCAAUGAUGGUGUUUAUGGAAGCUUUAAUGCACUUCUCUAUGAUCAUGCCAAGGUUACUCCCAUCCCACUUAAUGCACACAUCAGUAAGCUGUUUCCAUCAUCAAUCUGGGGUCCAACUUGUGAUGGUUUGGAUCAGGUUGUACAAAAAGUCCUGUUGCCAGAGAUGUCUGUUGGAGACUGGAUCAUAUUUGAGGAUAUGGGUGCCUACACUUUGCCCACAGCUAGUCCUUUCAAUGGAUUCCCUGUGCCAAACGUCCAUGUUGUUGCUGAUGAGUGUAUAUGGUUUAUGCUGAAGGAUCUGCUGUCAUUCACAGAAGACCAUUUUAUAGGCAACACUCCUGCCAACCUUCGCAUUGGUCUUGAUGUAGGAGGCAGUGGAAGUGUACAGGACUGGGCCAUACCAUUAUCCUCUAGACCAACGCACUGCCAUCAGGAACUGGAUCUUGAAUCUGGUGCCGCAAUCGGGGAAGUAAUCAUGGAUCAUUCCACUCCUCCAACAUCAGCCUUUCAAUUUGACUACGUAGAAGUUGGACCCAUUAACUAGGGUGCUGUUAAUGUAACAUCACAAUGAGAAUCAAUUCAUGUUGUCUAGAAGUAAGGUGGUUAUGUUGAAACAACAGAAGUAUUCCUGUUUGUGUUAUUAACCCUUGGAGCAGUAAAUGGAACUUGCCAGCAUAAUGAUUUAUUUUAAUAACCAGGUGACUGAAAUCUCCAUCACACAGUUUACAGUUAAUCCAAGUAUAUAAAUGUAAUAAAAUACUUUAAAACUCUGGCUGCCACAUAUUGAAACUUCUUGACAGUACAGGCCAUUAUCAAAAUUGCCAACCUUUAGAAAAAAUUGUGUAUACAUAGCAGCAGUGUUCAGGGUCAUAUUUCAACUAUCUUUAACCUGAAGCACAAAGUUCAUUGAAAUAGUUUUAAUAAUCCAGUCCAUACCUCACAGAAAACAUUUCCAUUUCAAAGAUCAAUCAGUUUAUGCAUUUUAGGGGCAUUUUUGCUCUUUAUUCUAAGAAUCAUGUGACAUCCAUAAACACAUUUCAGAGGAAAAUGCAAAAUAAUUUAAUGUUUUAGUGAGUUACAUAUACAGGGUGUCCCAGGAUGAAAGGUCAAUAUUCUGGGAGGUCAUAGUAUCGGUUAUUCUAAGCAAAAAAGUGUACAUGGACAUGUGUCCUAUUCCGAACGGUUUCCGAUAGAGCUGUUUAGUUCACAGUCGGAGCUUUAAAACGGUGUGAGAAACAGAAUGUAUUUGGAAAUAAAAGUUUUAUAAAACUGUCAUCAUAAGGAAUUUCCCUGGCAGUGUAGAAAAUAAAGCUUGCAGGUUAAUGCAUCUAACAGCAGCCACAUUUGGUGCGAUUGCUUUAUACUGAAUGUUUCCAUACUUUAUAUAAAAAAGUUUAAUCAUUAUACAUUGCAGUGGCACCAAAUAACCUACUAUCCAUAAUGAAUUCUUCUUGGGUUACCAGCCAUGUAAGAUGGUUUAAUGAAGAAAACACUAACGUUUCGAGAACCAUCUUUGUCCUUGUCCUCAGGGUACUGUCAUUACAUGGUUCUUGAAACGGUGUUUUCUUCAUUAAACCACCUUAUGCGGCUAGUAGCCCAAGAAGAAUUUAUUAAACUUUGUUGCUGUGAAAGCUUCAGAUCAUCCAACCUAAGUACUAGUCACUAUAAUGAUUACAAGCAAAAAAGUAUCAGUUUCUACCAAAAUGGGACAGAACUUGAAGGGGCAUUACUGCUAACAUGAGAACCUGUAUAUUCAGCAUGAUCCUAAGCCAGUUCCAUCCAGCCUAUCUCCUGAAGAUCAAUCUUAGAUCCUGUUUUGAGUCUCUGAAGUAGCUGCCUCCAGGGUUUUCUCCACCAAAAUUCUGUUUGUAGUUCUUGGGUCCCACAUUCAAGCCACAUAGAUGUAUCUGUCAUAACAGUACAAGGUGACAUUUUUGAUCAGGUUUUGUUGCUAUGUUCACUCGUCUUUGGUCCGAUAGUUUAUCCUGAGCACUUGGUAAGGUAAAUGUUUGUUUAGGGGACAGACAAUGUUGGCUCAUUGAUACUUCUUGGCAUCUCUCCAUCUACACUGCUCCAACAGUUAAAGGCAGAUUAUUAAAUUUCAAUAGAACUCAGUUUACUUCCACACAAAUGAACAUGAAUAGGUUACAAGGUGAUGCAAUACUGCCUCCUAUUACUGACUGAUGUAUACAGGUCUUGAAUACUGAUGUGACAGAUUUGUGAUGUGUCUUUGGCUUCAUGUACAAGUGGCACGUGGGCAGGUGAAUGUCCUAGUAUCUCUUAUUCUUUGUGUAAUUCUCAUCAAAUAUGCUGUUUGUAAUGGGGUAUUUGUCCACAAUAUGAUAAGCCUGAUAUUCUUCCCAGAUACAUGUGUCAAUAUACAUUUAUUUUUACAAAAUUGAGACUUUACUUUUACAUAGUAGAGGGGAUGUUCUAUGUUCUGGUGUAUCAUUGUUUGUUUCAUAAUCCUUGUAAUGAAAGCCUUCAUUGGAGAGCAGUUUUGGUCAUGAAUCAUGUUUCUGCCAUGCAGUUACAUAGUAUAUGAUCACUAACUGAAAAGCUGAAUUGAAUGGAAAUGUCACUGUAUGCCAGUAUUUGGCAUCCAUCAACUGAAAAAGCUUGCAUAAAAAUCCUUAACUCAAUAUUUCAGUCAUUUCAAGUUACAAUCCAGCUCAUCUGGUUUCUUUGAAGGGACAGAAUGUAAUUGGAAUUACUAUCCAUCUCUACUGUAUCCAAUGAGGGAUAGACUUCAGUGCCAUCAUAAUUAAAAACAUGCAUUUUGAACCUGAACAGGUUGGAAUCAGUGUAGUAUAGGGCUUUUUAUUUUCAGUCCAUCUGCACAUACAUUUCCAUCUAUAUUUCAUAUGUUAUAUUGUCUUAUUUCUAAAGCUUAUUUAGCUGUAUUUUAUAAACCUGGUAGUAAGCUAUAUGAAAACAUAAAAGUGGGGUUUGUUACAUAAUUCUUAAUUUUUUUAAUUGAAUUUUUUUAGUCUUGUUUCAUGUAACAGUUAUUUUUCUUGUGAUUUUAAUAGAACCUUUUUAAUUUGUCACUGUUUUGUGAGUUGGGUCCAGAUAAAAUGCAUUUUCCCCACUAUGUUUGGGGCCCUUGGAAAAACAGUCUGUAAAAUGUCUUUGGUUAAAGAAAGCUUGGGUUUGGAAUAGGUGAAGAGGCAGCUUUUUGUGCAAACAAUGUAAUAAAUUUCUAUUUGUGGAAUAUAUAUGCUGUAACAUGGAAA
Messenger RNA from Zootermopsis nevadensis, 4819 nucleotides. RefSeq names its product ornithine decarboxylase. Gene Ontology annotation, molecular function: ornithine decarboxylase activity. The record is from RefSeq and is a predicted model, not a curated record. NCBI's taxonomy places the organism in Eukaryota, Metazoa, Arthropoda, Insecta, Blattodea, Termopsidae. Gene Ontology annotation, cellular component: cytoplasm.